AUGUUUGGGAAACAAGACAAAAUGGACGUUAGAUGCAGUUCAGAGACUGAAGCUAACCGGGUCUCGAAGAACGGACAUAAAGAGGGCAAGGAAAGCAAAGGGUCUGAAGGAAAUAUUUCUACUUCUUUUUUGAAGGAUCAGCAAGGGACUUUUUCUGCCUCUGCAGCUACGGAAGGUUGUAAUAAAAGUAAAUCUAGUUCGGCUGAUCCGGACUAUUGCAGGAGGAUCCUAGUUAGAGAUGCCAAAGGUUCAAUCCGAGAGAUUAUUCUGCCUAAAGGGCUUGAUCUGGACCGUCCCAAGCGGACCCGCACCUCCUUCACGGCCGAGCAGCUCUACCGCCUGGAGAUGGAGUUUCAGCGCUGCCAGUACGUCGUGGGGCGGGAGCGCACCGAGCUCGCCCGCCAGCUCAAUCUCUCCGAGACUCAGGUCAAGGUCUGGUUCCAGAACCGGCGCACCAAGCAGAAGAAGGACCAGGGCAAGGACUCCGAGCUGCGGUCGGUGGUGUCCGAGACCGCCGCCACCUGCAGCGUCCUGCGGCUGCUGGAGCAAGGCCGGCUGCUGUCGCCGCCGGGGCUGCCCGGCCUCCUGCCGCCCUGUGCCACGGGCGCGCUGGGCUCGGCGUUGCGCGGGCCCGGCCUGGCCGCGGCGGGCGGCGGCAGCGCGGCGACGGCUCCGGGCGGCGGCGGCUCCCCGCACCCUCCGGCCGCCAGCGGCGCCGCCGGGCCCCCCCCGCCUGCGGCGCUGCACGGGGCGGCGGCCGCGGGGCACGGGCUGUUCGGGCUGCCGGUGCCCGCGCUGCUGGGCUCGGUGGCCGGCCGCCUCUCCUCCGCGCCACUGGCCGUGGCCGGCUCGCUGGCGGGCAACUUGCAGGAACUGUCGGCCCGCUACCUGAGCUCGUCCGCCUUCGAGCCCUACUCCCGGACCAACAAUAAAGAGAGCGCUGAGAAAAAAGCACUGGACUGA
Molecule: messenger RNA, 963 nt
Organism: Serinus canaria (Common canary)
Lineage: Eukaryota; Metazoa; Chordata; Aves; Passeriformes; Fringillidae
Gene: VAX1
Product: ventral anterior homeobox 1
Exons: 3
Coding region: 1-963 (320 amino acids)
Biological process (GO): central nervous system development; brain development; neuron differentiation
Molecular function (GO): DNA binding; DNA-binding transcription factor activity, RNA polymerase II-specific
Source: RefSeq, a predicted model, not a curated record